CUGUUCGUUGUUUGACUGAAAGUUCACAAGGACGGCCCCUACCCAACGUCUGCAUAAUAGACACCUCACUCCUCCCCAAAUUUCUUCCUUCUGCGAAGAAAAGCCGUGAAACUUUACCCCAAAUUUCUUCCUUCUGCGAUCUACAGCCGUGAUCUACAAAGCGAAUUUGUCGGUGAGAGGCGAACAGGCUAUAUCCUCUACCCCCAGUUGAACGGCCAGUGAUCCGCCCUGCAAAAGUCAGUCGAAUUUUGUCGGGAUCAGUGGACAGGCGUCGAAAUAUCGUCGGGCCCCUACUAGUGGGUGUUACGGUAUAAGAGGCAUCUUCGUCGGACACCAAUUCCAUAUCGAACCGACAGUAUAAAUUGUUGUUAUAGUUCUUUCAAAGACAUGGCCCCCAAGGGUGAAGGCGUAGUUGAGUGGACUGAAGCGCUGGAGAACGCUUUCAUUACCAUCUUGCUGGAGAAGUUCACAAGGACGCAUACAACAUAUUGGAAAGCCAGGGACUGGGAACAAAUGACUAAGGAGCUGGAAGAGCAAUUUCCAGGCACUAGUCUCGACGCCAACAAGUUGCGGCAAAAACUACGCAGACUGAGAAUCCAAUACACGCAGUUCACCGAGCUGAUUGCGCACACUGGAGUCGGCUGGGAUGAGACAACCAAUACCGUAAAGGUAAAUGCUGAUGUCUGGGAUAAGUUUAUUAAGAAGAACAGCGGCUUCAAGACUUUUCAGAACAGAGGUUGCAAGCAUUACACAUCAUUAAAAGAGUUGUUCAGGUCUAAGACAGCAACAGGUGCAUUACGAAUUUCAUCCACCGACCCACCAAAGAGCCCAGAAACAUAUGCACGCAUGGAUGAGGAGUUCCUACAAGCCGCGUCAAGCCGUGGGAAAGAACCGAUCAAUCUUGAAGAGGGAUCCGGCGAUAGUGAUGACCCCGUUCAUGAGGUUACCGAACCAGUAGUUACUGGGUCCCGUCGUCGUGUGCGCAAAAGGAGUUCGACCACCGGGUCGCGGUUGCAGGAGUGCCUUGACAUGUUGAAGUGCAAUAUCAGCAAUAGGGACAAGGACAUACAUUGUACCCCUCCUGAAACGAAGAAAAGCAAAUCCGUGACGAGCCCCGACAAACCAGCGAAGGGCAGCAUCGAGGAGGCGAUGGAUGUGCUCAAUAAAAUGCGUCCAUCCAUGUCCAUAAAAGAGUAUCUCGUUGCUAGUGAUCGACUUUCAAGGGAGGAGCACACACGGCGUAUGUUCAUGUGCCUUCUCGAUGAUACAAGGUUGCCAUGGGUUUGUAGCCUGCUUGACCCUUGAACGGCCACGGUCCAUCGUCUAAUGCGAUAUAUAUGUUUAUAACUAAGAGUUUAUUUGUUAUGUCAUCUACCAAACCUUUGUUUUAUAUUUGUUGCGUGUGCUAUUACUUUGCUUGAACUAUGUGUUUGUUUUAUGUGACUCUUGUGACAUGCAAUUACGAUAUUUGUGAUAUGCACUUGCAUUUGUUUUACAUUUUAAUCUUGAUUCCUUUGACCAUAUCAUUUCAAUUCUAUGCUUUUGGUAAUCUGCCAAUUUUUUUGUCGAUAUAGUUCGCUAAGCUAAAGGGAACACACAAUGUCAAGACACGGGAAUUCACGACGAAAUGAUAACCAAUCAAGCGAUGCCCAACUUAUGGGGAUUUAUCUAGCGCUGGAGAUUGCGGCGGCCGAAGAAGAUGUCCCGCGCAACAUUCCUUGUCGAACCUCACGUCUACAAGGCAGAUAUUACAUAGAGAAAGUUCUUGGCAAUGACACAAGGUGUUACGAGAAUUUCAGGAUGAACCCUCACAUAUUUCAUAACCUGUGCGAUACGCUAAGAGCAAACUGUGGAAUCAGAAAUAGCAGGAAUGGUAUGACCGUCGAGGAGAUGGUCGGCAUGUUCUUAUUGGUAGUUGCACAUAGUACUCGGUUGGCCGUGGUUGCAGAACGAUUUCAACAUUCUAAGGAGACGGUGUCACGAGUCAUCAAGGUAAUAGCUCAUGGAAUUCAUUCGUUGUCACCAACGUAUAUAAGACGGAGGAACGUUGCUGUGCAGCCGAAAAUUCAGAGUUGCCGAAAAUGGUACCCAUUCUUUCAGAAUUGCAUUGGAGCAAUCGAUGGGACCCAUGUGUCUGCUUGUGUGCCAUCAUCGGUGAGAGGCGCGUAUCGCUAUCGGAAUAACGAGAUUACGCAAAAUGUACUCGCCGCUUGUUCGCAUGACAUGAUGUUCACUUAUGUCGUCACUGGAUGGGAGGGUUCUGCUCAUGACUCUCGAAUUCUGUCUGAUGCCGCUACAUUGGAAUUAUUCCCUGCACCAUAUGGCGAACAAUAUUAUGUAGUCGAUGCGGGAUUCCCUAAUAUUCCCGGGUAUUUGGCUCCUUACAAAGGCCAAAGGUAUCACCGCAGUGAUUAUAAUGACGACACGCCACCAACGACGGAGAAAGAAUUAUUUAAUCAACGUCACGCAUCCGUUCGUAAUGUUAUCGAACGGUGUUUUGGGGUGCUGAAGAACAGAUUUGCAAUACUGCGGACAAUGUCAAAUUACGGCCCGCUUCGCCAAGGACAAAUUACUCUUGCAUGCUUCGUGUUCACAAUUUCAUUCGGCUAAAUAAUUAUCACGAAAGAUUAUUUGAAGAGUAUGGAAAUGCAUGGGAAUAUUACGAUGAAUUCCGAAAUCCUCCUCAUGUAACUGGGGAUCGGAUUGAUGUAGACAUGAGAAGUAGGGAAAUGGAUGCAUUACGUAAUCGUAUUGCAAAUGCAAUAUGAAAUGCGGAAACAAGAGGAAACCGGUAAUAUUGGAAUGAAUGGACGAUAUAGAUAAUUAUUUGUAAUGGGAUUGUAUGUUUAAUAAUAUAUGGGGCCCACCAGUUUGACUUUUGAAA
Messenger RNA from Punica granatum (pomegranate), 2884 nucleotides. The record is from RefSeq and is a predicted model, not a curated record. NCBI's taxonomy places the organism in Eukaryota, Viridiplantae, Streptophyta, Magnoliopsida, Myrtales, Lythraceae.